Cyprinodon tularosa is the source of this 4657-nucleotide messenger RNA. RefSeq names its product mitotic deacetylase associated SANT domain protein a (gene mideasa). The record is from RefSeq and is a predicted model, not a curated record. Bases 750 to 3968 code for a protein of 1072 amino acids. NCBI's taxonomy places the organism in Eukaryota, Metazoa, Chordata, Actinopteri, Cyprinodontiformes, Cyprinodontidae. Gene Ontology annotation, molecular function: transcription corepressor activity. Gene Ontology annotation, biological process: negative regulation of DNA-templated transcription; regulation of transcription by RNA polymerase II. The transcript has 14 exons. Gene Ontology annotation, cellular component: histone deacetylase complex; transcription regulator complex.
UGUGGUGCAGGGAGGGGGGGGGAAGUUGUGGACAUGUUUUCCUGGAAGUGCACGGUUUUGCGGAUACAGUGUGCAACAUUGUAACUACUGCGUUAAAAAGACUCCUGCUUCUCUGACGGGACUUUGGAGCGUAUUUCCGUGUUGCUGUCAAACAGACUGGAUCGCCUUUUUUUGUGCGAAGCGAAACUCGAUGAGAACUUAUCAGAGUUGUGACAUUUGCUGCGCACAAACCCUCUAUGGAGCUGCGCGCAGUCGACUUUGAUCGAAACCAAACUGACUCCAUGGAGCUGAUCAGGGGGACGUCUGUGCACAAUUGAUCAGCUGAACAUUACUGGCUAUCGCUCGGGUGAUUGCAAGAGCCCCUUCGUUUCCUGUAUUUCUUGUUAAGCCAAAUGGCAGCUCCGCUCUGGAGGCGCCUCCUUGUUUUUAGCAACCCUGAAACUUCAGCUUGCAGAUGUCUUCCCUGUACGCACCUGAUCGCAUGAAUCCAAACAGGUCUAGCUCCCUGAUGAAGUUAAAAAGAUUGGACAGCAGACCUCAGAUUUAAUUGCUGAAAGAGGGCUGCAUGUUCCCCACCCAGCACUUUCCUUUGGGAUUUUAUGUUUCCUCUCAGAUACCUCUGUAUACACAGUAAAAAAAAAAAAAAAAAUCACGACUGUGGGCAGGGGCAGCACACUAAAGAGGCAUAUGCCAAAUUUUGCACGCUCACUCAUUCAGACGAAAAACAUUUUCUAGUUUAGGAGACUGCUAUGAGUCUUCCUUCUCAGGUAAACACUGACAAGAGCAAGCAUCGGAGUCCAGCCAUGAAAGAAGGAGUGCAACACACCGGGGAGGUUUAUUAUGGUAUGGGACCUCCUGCUUCAAAGGUGAGCCAUAGUGACUCUGCAAGCAGCUCUGGUGUUUAUAACCCAGAGAAAGGGCACCAAAGUCUGCCACACUAUCAGCAGGCAUCUUCAGUAAAAUGGAUGCAGGACUCUUUACAGGCACCUGGGUGGACCCAGGAAGCUCCUGUCCCAACUUGGGGGCAGAACUUUGGCCAAUACAUGAGCGGCGUGAACGUCAGGGAUCAGAUGGCUUUCCAUAAAGGAGUUCAUGAAGGUGUAGCUAUGCCGAUGGGAGCGGAAAACCAGAUGUCGGCACCUGUGGAAGUUUACAGAGAUGCCCCCCAGGCUCAAACUCAGGGAAGGGGGCAUGAAUGGGAGCAGCAUGCCACUGCUGCUGUAAUGCACCAAGCCCAGCUACAAGCCUAUAGCCAUAAAGGCGUGGAUCUCCAGAGCCAAUCCCAUGUGCCAUCCCACACAAUGCAGGGGCCCAUUCUGCAACCUUUCCAGGCCUCAUUCAGACCGAACAAGCAGCAGUUUUCAUCAGGUUAUUACUCUGUCUUUCCAGCAAACAAGGGAAUGAUUUACGGAGAGCAGCCCAAAACUCAACAGCAACUAAUGCAUCAAAUGCAGCAGCAACAAAUACAUCAUCAUCACCACCAGCAACAACAACAGCAGCAGCAACAACAGCAACAACAACACAUUCACCAGCAGCAUCACAUUCAGCUACAGCAACAGCAGCAACAGCAUUUGCAGCAACAGCAGCAACACCAAAUGCAGCAACAGCAGCAGCAUAUCCAGCAGCAGCAAUUGCACCAAAUACAGUAUCACCAGCAACAGCUGCAGGAGCAACAGCAACUUCAGCAGAUGCAGCAGCAGAUGCAGCAACAGAAUGUUCCACAGCCAGAAACAACACAACCUCAGGGACAAGCGAAGCUGCAGCAGCAAACCCAAAGUUUUGGAGCUUUUCCACCUCCUGAGCCUCUUCCACCUGAUUCUGGAGUUAAAAAAGAUGUACAGCCAAUGGAGUCACGACCAGAGGCUCAAACUUGUGACGCAUCAGCAUUACCUGCUGCAUGCUCUGAAAAGGUUGGAGCUACAAAUCCCUUAGAUACUGUGGACUCAGCUUCCGGGGCCCCUCGACGCUCACGCCGCCUCUCCAGAGAGGGACAGUCCCCGCUGGGUCCUCCACCCGGGAACAUGUGGUCCCAAGCUUCCAAAGAGCUACCACCACCACCCCAGAACGGAGUAGCUGGUGUCACAGGUGCAAAGGGAGCAGAAAGCCAAGCAGCAACAGGAGGGGUCAUACAGAUAACCCGCAGGAGGAGGAGGGCUUCCAAAGAGAUCAACCUAGAAACUCUGGCUCAGAAGGCUUCAGAGAUGGAGUCUCUACCUGCUAAAGCUGCCAAGGAGGACGCCCCCUCGACCAUUGUGCCCCUGGUUAUUCCAGUGUCUGUGCCUGUGCACAAGAACCAGGCUGAGUCUCAGGACGGUUGGGCUCAGGGUCGCAUCGGCCACAGUGAGCGCCCAGCAGGCCAAGCGGAUCGGAAGCCCUCUGUGAUCGUGGCUCGGCGGCGUUCGCUCAGAAACUCGAUGACUGAAAGUUUUGGCCAGGAUGGGGAAAGCGAUUCAGGAAUGGAUGAAGACGGAAAGGCUAAGUUCAAGCGCCGGACUCGUCCUGAGCCCCUCAUUAUCCCGCCUCCCAAAGUAUCCAACUUUAUCCCCCCGUCCCUCUACUCAAGCAUCACCUCCUACCAGAGCAACCUGCGCUCACCAGUCCGCCUGCCAGACAACCUGCACGCCCUGCCCCCAUACACGCCCCCUCCCAUCCUCUCACCUGUCAGAGGGGGAUCAGGGCUCUACUUCUCCACCUUCCUCACCAACAUAGCCGUAAGCAACCAGAUCCUUCCGCCUCCGGCUACUCCAAAGUCUGCAACGCGUAGCCUCUUACGGUCCACCAGCUCAGAAAUCACACCUCCAGUCUUGCCUUUGAUCACUGAUGCCACACCUGUGUGCCUUGAACCCCGUAUCAAUAUCGGGCAACAGUACCAGGCAGAAAUACCUGAUUUAAAAGAUCAGCUGUCCUCUCACUUGGAUCAGCAUAAGGCCGAGUUGGUCUGGCUUCCUUUGAAUAACCCCAACCAAAAACAAAGCGACGAGGAGACCAUAGAGCAUUUUAUGAACCUGGCGUGUUCGAGUGUUUUUAGUGGAGGAGGGACCAAUCAGGAGCUGGUUUUGCACUGUUUACAUGAGGGUGGAGGCAAAAUUCUUGAAACACUGGAGCGUUUGAUGCUUCAAGACCCAAUUUUCCCCAAAGGCCAUCACCUGGCAAGUUAUCACUACUCAGGCUCUGACAGCUGGACAGCAGAGGAGAAAUGUUACUUCAACAAAGGGAUCUCUGCCUACAGGAAGGACUUCUUCUUGGUCCAGCAAUUGGUGCGGACUAAGACUGUGGCUCAGUGUGUGGAGUUCUACUAUACGUAUAAGAAGCAGGUGAAGGUCGGUCGAAAUGGUAUCUUAACCUUCGGCCCCCCAGAUUCACCAGUGGAAAAGCACUCUGAGGCUGUGGUGGACGUUAAGAGCUCACAUCUGACAAAAGUAGCUCAAGGAGAGGCAAAAGAAGAAGAAGAAAAAAAGGAAGCUACUUUAUACGAUGAGGACAACGAAAGCAAGCAGCAGGCGAGGGUGGCCCAGUCACUACAGGCUCACGACUACGUAACAGGAACAGUUCUGGUCAUCAAAGAGCCAGAGCCGGUGAGUAACGAGCCUCAUCACUCAUCAGUGCCUCACAGGCCUCGGGCUGAAGCUGCUGCGAAGAAGCCCAAAGCUCCAACGAAGCCCCCGCAGGACCCCAAUGAAGUGUUUCCAUGCAAGAAAUGUGGCAGGGUGUUCCAUAAAGUGAAGAGUCGAAGUGCCCACAUGAAGAGCCACGCCGAGCAGGAGAAGAAGGCUGCAGCCCUGCGGCAGAAAGAGGAGGAGGAGAAAGCUGCAGCGCAGGCUCGAGCCAGAAAAGUGGCUGCCGCAGCAGCAGCGGCUGCAGCAGCUCAUCAGGGGGGAGAGGGGGACGGAGCGGCACAGCAGGCGGAGAUCAGCAGCCAGGAGGACUCGUCCGAAGGGGAGGAUGAUGACGACGAGGACUGGCACUGAGUAUAAACAAAACGGGGAAAAGAACCUUCUAAGCAGGGGGAAAUUAUGCAACCACCCUGCAGAGAUGAACAAAGAAAUUGAUUAAAGAGUUAAAAUCAAAGUGCAACAUUCAAUGGGCAGAAUAAGCACAAGAAAUGGGUUUUUCGUGUCUUCCUGUUAAUCUUUACACUGUUUUUCUUCUGUUUUUUACCAAAACUGUCUCUGUUUGGCUGACUUUCAGCUUCACACCGUCACACUCCGCGUUUGAAUACUCAGAGUUUAUUUUUUUGUAAGAUGCACUUACAGUGUCUGUGCUUUUGCCGAUAUUGCCUUUUAUAUAUUUUAUUUAAUUGCAAAUUCAUCAAACAAUUUGACGUUUUCAUUGCGUAAACAAAACCGUGUGAAAACGAGAUCAGAUAAAUCUGUCCUCCAUUAGCUGAAGCCCUUUUGACUAAACAUUAAAGGGCUGGAAUGUAAAAAAAAAAAAAACUAAAAUGGGCUCAAUUUAAUACAGUUUUCCAGAUUGUUAACUUUCUACUACACUUUAUUUUUAAGAUUUCUAUUAUACACAUUUUUGAAAUGAAAAUGUAAAAAAAUAUAUAUUUAUGAUACAGCAUUUGCAAUGAUCAUCAUAAUAUAAAAUAAUAAUCAUGUUGGCUUUGUUCUGGAAAAAAUGGAAAAUAUAUAUUAAAAAAUUUAUUGUUCUGAGA